CAUGUAAGUAACCGGUAAACACAGAACUCCGCUCGAAACACGCACAACGGAGGUGAGAAAGACAGACGUCCAGACAGAACUGCGUUGUUCAGCGCGUCUACUAAGCACAAGCAAGCAACAGCAGCAAGAGGUCACCAUGACCGACAGGAAGGCUGUCAUAAAGAAUGCCGACAUGUCAGAGGACAUGCAGCAGGAUGCUGUGGACUGUGCCACUCAGGCCAUGGAGAAAUACAACAUUGAGAAGGACAUCGCUGCUUACAUCAAGAAGGAGUUUGACAAGAAGUACAACCCCACGUGGCAUUGCAUUGUGGGUAGAAACUUUGGCAGCUACGUGACACAUGAAACCAAACACUUCAUCUACUUCUACCUGGGCCAGGUGGCCAUCCUGCUCUUCAAGUCUGGUUGAACCCCUACACCUUAACCACUACUCCCUAACCACUUGACAUCUACCUGGGUCAUCCUCCAGCUCUCUCUCCUCCCGUCUCCACUGACCGAGGAAGGCCGCUACUCCUCCCCUGGAUUGUGAUACAUUGAUGGUUGUGGCCACACACACAUUGACGAGUUCUAGAUGAUUCUCCAUUGUGUCUGUGGGGUGCUGCAUGGGCCAUGUACAUGGUGUGUAUCUGUUGCAGUAUAAUUAACAUGAUGGGAUACACCCUGUCCCUAUACACUAUUCCUUAUGUAGUGCACUACUUUUGACCAGGGCCCAUAGGGAAUGGGGGGGCAUUUGGGACACAACUAUUGACUACAAGUGUAUAUUUUGCAGUAUGAGAAAAUUGCUACUCAUAGAGUUGCUGAAGGCCUACAAAGUAGAGAUUAUGUUAAAAUGCGUUUUUUUGGUUUUUCUUUGCACUGCUGUAUAAAAUGCUUUGACUGUUGGUUCAUAAAGAUUUGUUCAACACUA
Oncorhynchus kisutch (coho salmon) is the source of this 904-nucleotide messenger RNA. RefSeq names its product dynein light chain 2, cytoplasmic. The record is from RefSeq and is a predicted model, not a curated record. Gene Ontology annotation, molecular function: dynein intermediate chain binding. Lineage: Eukaryota; Metazoa; Chordata; Actinopteri; Salmoniformes; Salmonidae. Gene Ontology annotation, cellular component: cytoplasmic dynein complex. The transcript has 3 exons. The coding region runs from base 137 to 406 and encodes 89 amino acids. Gene Ontology annotation, biological process: microtubule-based process.